GGUGUUUUUUGUAUUGGGGUUGCUGUGUGUUCGCGCUGGUCCCCCCUCCGUUUCAGGUGGUGUCUGCAGCAGCGCAACGUGUCGAUAGCUGUCGAGGUUGAAAGGCAGACUCCGCAAGUAGGAGGGGGGGGGGGCGGAAGCCUUCCUCCUUCAGGCAGUAGGAAUCCACAGAGCGCGGCGCUUCCGUGCAGCCGUAGCGAAGCCUCGACAGGCGCUGUAGCGACGGUAGGAGGCUCAACGAACGCUGGAGGGGGAGCACUAUCAUCACCCUUUGCGGCGGAGACGAAAUCUCCCCCCUCAGAAACAGCCGCUACUCCCACGCCUGCACCUGCCGCAGUUUCUGCGGCAGGAUGCGGCGCCAAGAAGGCAGUCGCGGCGAAUGAAGUGACACUCCAAUUCGAAGAAUUUCCUUUCUCGGCAGCUCAAAUGUUUUGGCCAGAUCCGCAGGUUCUGCCUCAGCGUCUGCACGUGGGACUCCCCAUUCAGGUGUCUCUACUCCUGGGGCCGAGAAACUGCAUUUGGUGGCUCGAUGCGGAGGUGACUGGCUUGCAAGAUGGCGUGCUCCUCUGCCGCAUUGCUGGGCCGAGCGUGAAGAGUGCCAGCAACAACAGCAGCAGCAGCAGCAGCAGCAGCAGACACCAGCUCGCGGAGAAAGCGGCUGCCGAAGGCGCUGAGCAGCCGCAGAACGGCCCCUCUGCUCCCGAGGGGGAGGCAGCAGCAGCAGCAGCGGCUGCAGAAACGCAGGGGAUGACGGCGAAGAAGUUGGAGGCAGCGGGAGGCUCAGCAGAAGGCGACUUUGCCGCUCCCCAGGGAACGAGGGAGAAGAAAUCCAAGACUUCCAAGAAGAAGCCUAUCACCGCCGAGACGCUCACGGGCAGACCAGCCUUCAAGGAGGCGCAGCCGUACCCCGUGCGAAAUUUCUGCGCGCCUCAAAUCCCCCUUUCGUCUCCAGCAACGCAGUGCUGGCGUCUCAGACCUCGAUCCCUAGGGGGAGGGAGGGAGGGGGAAAGCGGGGGGGGCCCCCCUUCUUCCUCCGAGAGCGGGGGGGGGGCCCCUCCCCCCCCCGUACACCCCCAGCGCGAUUUGUACCCUGGCGCAUGUCUGUGCGUCUCGGUAGCCGCCUUAGGCCUUCGUUGCCAGUCGCAGCAGCAGCAGCUGCCUGCAUGCUUGCUGAAGGAUGUGGUAGUGCAUCGCGCGUUCAGUGAAGCCUCGCCGCCUUCCGGGGGGGGGGGCAGGGAGCUGAGUAACGGCAGCGGCAGCAACAGCGAGGACGAAGGCGAGCGAGGCGUCCUCGCCGGCAAGCCGCCUGCAGCGACAACCCCCGUGAGUCUCCUCGACGCGCAUGCACCGGCUGCACUGCUCGCCAAGAAGGGCUUGCCUGCCCCUCCCUCCGGGAGGAAGACGACGGAGGGGAGCAGCCUCCCCCCCUUUGCAGCAGCGGCAGCAGCAACUCCGCCCGCACCAAACCGACAAGUGCCCCCUCGAUGCUACGAUGGCUGCUGGGCUGCCAAGGAAAUCACGCAUGUGCAGCUGUACAUCAUUUCCUUCCGGAAGUCGCGAGUGGUGUCGGUGGCUUCGCUGCUGCGUUUUCCCGCGUACAAGUUGCAGUACGAUCUCCACGCGCACUUCCCCUCCGGCUCCUCUUCGCUGUCUUCCGUGAGUCGGCAGGCGGCAGACUUUCUGUGGGCAGUCCCCAGAGCGCUGCUGCCUUCUUGGAGCCAAGCAGGCAGGGGGGAGGGAGGAGCGGCAGCGGCGCUCGGCAAGCGGCGAAGAGACGGAGAUCCACCACUCUCAGGCGCGCACACCGUCUCGUUCUCGGGAGCAGCGUCGGAAUCCGAGGCAAGGGGGGAGCGGGAAGGGAAGGGAGGCGGCGACGCUGCCGCUGCACGUGCAGCGACUCCUGCCGCUGCAGCUGCCGCUGCAGCCGAAGCCGCGUCGGAUACAAAAACGAGGAGCUCCGCGCGGGAGUGGCGAGACUGCCCGCCUUUCUGCUUGGUGUAUGUCGCCCUAUCCAGCCGCUGUCUCUUCAAGCUGCCCCGCUGCCUCCCCAUCGCGCGCUUGUUGCAACCGGAAAUCGACUGGGGGGCCCUUCUGGAGGGGCGGUGGGCCCUUCGGAGGGAGCAGUGGCGUAGGGAGCCGCACCUGCCCCUGGCGGCUGUCUGGGGGGGCCCCCUGCGCCGCUUGGAAGGAGCCUCGGAAGCCUCCAGAGCGGCUUCGAUCGGCCUCCUCAGCCCUCCGCCAGUCGCUCUCCCCUGCCUGCUGCAUCACCCCAGUGAGGGGCCUCUUCCGCCCGGAAAACUCAGCGCAGUGCUCCUCCCGUGGCUGCGCGAGGGCUGGACGCCGCCCCCUUCGUACUGCGCAGCAGGAAGCGAGUGGGUGGAGUGCGUCGGCGGCUGGCGCGUCGACCUGUCUCCGCACAUCACCCUGCUGCAGAGAGAGACGCAGGAGAGACGGCUCCUGCUCGCGCUGGAGGAAGAAAACGAGGCUCUGGGACCGUCCCUCCUGUGGGAUUUUGAGAGGCUUUAUGCCCCUCCCAAAGUCUCGCGAAACAUCGAAAGCGCCGACGCGGUGAACGACUCAGAGCUGCAGACACCAGACGCCCUUAGGGGCCUCGUCAGAGAGGCCCUUGCGGACUGCCGCCGGCGUGGCAACGUCGCGGGGGAAGCUGAGCACAGGAAGGCACUGACGACCACCCCGGGGGCCCCUGCUGGCGCCGCUCCUGCGGAGGAUGACACUGAACAAGGGCGCUCAAAGCAGCGGCGAGGAGGAGGCGGAGGCGCAGGAGUUUCAGAAGAAAUGACAAGUUCAGAGGCUGCCCGCAGCAGCGCUCUCGAGGGCCCUAGAGGCUUUUUGCCUAGCGGGGAAAACCGCGACGAGGAAGGUCUGCCGAACCUCGUUUUCUCUGUCUCCCCGUCUCUCACCCCUCAUCCAGACUCAGCCACUAGGGGCCCCUCUAUCGAAAGGAGUGCUCCAGAAGAAAAGGAGGCGCUGGAGCCCGCGCAAGUCCGACGAAAAAGCGGUCGCGCACGGGGGGGGGGGGCCCCUCCGGGGGCGGCGGGGCCCCCGCCGACGGACGAACCGUCGGCGGCUUCUCUGGUCUGA
This is a messenger RNA of Cyclospora cayetanensis, 3102 nucleotides long. RefSeq lists its product as uncharacterized. The transcript has 6 exons. The record is from RefSeq and is a predicted model, not a curated record. Lineage: Eukaryota; Apicomplexa; Conoidasida; Eucoccidiorida; Eimeriidae. The annotation marks the transcript as partial.